Messenger RNA from Caenorhabditis elegans, 632 nucleotides. RefSeq names its product Helix-loop-helix protein 13 (gene hlh-13). NCBI's taxonomy places the organism in Eukaryota, Metazoa, Nematoda, Chromadorea, Rhabditida, Rhabditidae. Gene Ontology annotation, cellular component: nucleus; cytoplasm. The record is from RefSeq and is marked reviewed. Gene Ontology annotation, molecular function: protein dimerization activity. Bases 77 to 520 code for a protein of 147 amino acids. The transcript is spliced from 4 exons.
AGCCUGUUGCCACCACCCGGCCUCUUUUCUAACGGACCAAUUACAAUUGUGAAUUCGAGCAGAACCACUUAUGUAAAUGACAGCUUCAUCUUCUGGGUGUGGCGGUUUACCAGUUUCCCAGUGUCCCUCUUAUUCCUCACUUUCAAAGCUCUUCUUUAUGGAUUCAUCGUAUGAUUCAUAUUACUGCGAGGAGCCCGAGGAGCGACAAACUGCUUCAAUUCGUGAGAGGAAGAGAAUGUGUAGUAUUAAUGUGGCAUUUAUUGAGCUCCGCAAUUAUAUUCCAACAUUUCCUUAUGAAAAACGGCUCUCUAAAAUUGAUACCUUGAACCUGGCAAUUGCAUAUAUCAAUAUGUUGGAUGACGUUCUGAGAACACCCGAAGAUUCUGGUCAGUAUAUUCAAAAGUGUGUUCAUAUGGCUCGCACAGGUCAAAUCGGUGCACCAGCGUGGAGUACAAGUGAUUUGCUAGCCCGGCUCAAUUGGAUCAAGUGGCGUCGUCUUGGAAUCGAGCCGAUUGCCUAAACAAACUCUGUGUAUGCGUAAACGGCAGAAAGCAAAAUACCUUUUAAUUGUAUUUUCCACGAAUACAACUCAUGAUUUUCUAUCUUUCAUUUCAAUAAACAUACUGAUUACA